ACGUACUAUCUUUUUAAUCCAUAUGCUGAUGAAGCAGAUAUCAUCGGUUAUUUGCGUGAAAGCUUUUUUUUGCUUGAUAAUCUGGCUACUCUGGCUAUCAUCGUAAACAAAAGGCCGAUGCCGAAAUUGUAAUCAACAUUGUGUGUUCGAAGCUUUCGAGAGAGUUGAUACACAAAGAAAGAUAGUCUUUAUGGAAGAGCGAAGUCAAGAUAGCAUCGUAAGGCCAGUGAUUUUGCUGGCCCGGCCUAUUGUUCAUGGGAUUCGAGGAUUUCUCUUCACGUCAUGGACGAUUAAAUUUAAGAAACUCGAGACCAAUUCGUACAUGGUAACUUGUAACUUUGUAAACUUUUAAACUUGUAAUGAUACUUCACUAAGUGCAAAGACUUUGGCUCUGGCUUGGUGUUAACUCUCUUAUGUUACAAUCACAACGUAAAGACAUUCAACUUUAAAAUAAAAUGAAAGAGUAAGUAAUCCUUCCAGAUGAGUGUCAAGCAACAUCUGUAUGAUUUACAAGUGUAAAGAAAUGUAAAGUUUUUAUCAAAGAACUUAUUGAAAAUUCGUUCACUUCGAAGUCUUGUGAUUAUAGGCAAGAGACACGAUCAAAAUUCGUACUGCUGAAAAAAGUGAAAAUUACUUCAUUAGCGAACUAAAAUAUAUUGCAAUGGAUAAUGUUCAAUUAAACGACAUCCUUCAUUACGAAGAAACUUCAUUAAAAGUUGUUGAACAACUCGUGGCCACUGGUCAUUACGGAUCAGCGAAGAAUAUGGAAGAAAUUUUGGACAUGGCAAAAAAAAGGGCCUCUGUUGCAAAACGUCGUAUUGAACUGCUCAAAAGAUCAUUUUACGACCAGAGUGCAGAAGUUGAAUAUUUAGCAUUAUGCUGUGAAGACUUUGGCGUUGGAACAACUGUUGACGAAAGUUCAGUUAAAGUUGAACAAAAUGAAGCAACAACAGUUAACAAGUCCAUUGAAGAAACCACGGCUGUCAUUCAACAACAAGCCACUGAAAACGCCAUUUCAAUCGUGUAUGAUGAAAUAGUUGCCGAAGUUGUUGAUGAAAUGCUAAAGCAGGUUGAGUUGGUCAAUAUUGCAUUGAAGGACUUUGUUGAGAACUCGGUUGUGCUUGGUGAUGAUGAUGAUGAUGAGCCAGAUCAACUUACUGUUGGUGGUGGAGACAUUCAAACACAAACAGUAGAUGGUGGUAAGCAUAUUUUCCUAACUCAGCAUCCUGUUGAUGAUGGUAAAAUCACCAAAGACUUAUUUACUCAAGUUGUUGGUGAAAUCAAAAAAGACGUAUCUACUCUACGUGUUGGUGAAAUCACUGAAGUCUUACCUACUGAAGUUGGUCGUAAAACCACUGAACAUUUGUCUACUGAAGUUGUGUGUGAAAUUACCAAAGACUUACCUACUCAAGUUGAUGGUGAAAUCACCGAAGACUUACCUACUCAAGUUGUUGGUGAAAUCACCGAAGACUUACCUACUCAAGUUGAUGGUGAAAUCACCAAAGACUUACCUACUCAAGUUGAUGGUGAAAUCACUGAAGACUUACCUACUCUAGUUGAUGGUGAAAUCACUGAAGACUUCUCUACUCAAGUUGAUGGUGAAAUCACUGAAGACCUAUCCACUCAAGUUGAUGGUGAAAUCACCAAAGACUUACCUACUCAAGUUGAUGUUGAAAUCAACAAAGACUUACCUACUCAAGUUGUUUGUGAAAUCACUGAAGACCUAUCCACUCAAGUUGAUGGUGAAAUCACUGAAGACUUACCUACUCAAGUUGUUGGUGAAAUCACGAAAGACGUAUCCACUCAAGUUGUUGGUGAAAUUACUGAAGACUUACCUACUCUAGUUGCUGGUGAAAUAACCAAAGACUUACCUACUCAAGUUGAUGUUGAAAUCACCAAAGACUUAUUUACUCAAGUUGUUGGUGAAAUCAAAAAAGACGUAUCUACUCUACGUGUUGGUGAAAUCACUGAAGUCUUACCUACUGAAGUUGGUCGUAAAACCACUGAACAUUUGUCUACUGAAGUUGUGUGUGAAAUUACCAAAGACUUACCUACUCAAGUUGAUGGUGAAAUCACCGAAGACUUACCUACUCAAGUUGUUGGUGAAAUCACUGAAGACUUACCUACUCAAGUUGAUGGUGAAAUCACCAAAGACUUACCUACUCAAGUUGAUGGUGAAAUCACUGAAGACUUACCUACUCUAGUUGAUGGUGAAAUCACUGAAGACUUCUCUACUCAAGUUGAUGGUGAAAUCACUGAAGACCUAUCCACUCAAGUUGAUGGUGAAAUCACCAAAGACUUACCUACUCAAGUUGAUGUUGAAAUCAACAAAGACUUACCUACUCAAGUUGUUUGUGAAAUCACUGAAGACCUAUCCACUCAAGUUGAUGGUGAAAUCACUGAAGACUUACCUACUCAAGUUGUUGGUGAAAUCACGAAAGACGUAUCCACUCAAGUUGUUGGUGAAAUUACUGAAGACUUACCUACUCUAGUUGCUGGUGAAAUAACCAAAGACUUACCUACUCAAGUUGAUGUUGAAAUCACCAAAGACUUACCUGCUCAAAUUGUUGGUGAAAUCACUGAAGACUUACCUACUCAAGUUGUUGGUGAAAUUACUGAAGACUUACCUACUCAAGUUGUUGGUGAAAUCACCAAAGACUUACCUACUCAAGUUGAUAAUGAAAUCAGCAAAGACUUACCAACUACUAUUGUUAGUGAAAUCACAAAAGACCCAAGUACUGUUGGAGAUAACGAGAUUAUUCAAGCCCAUCUUACUCUAGAUGAUGUUGACCAAGGUGAAUGCUUAAUUAAAAGUGAUCUUCUAUUUAAUGUUCAUGAUAAGCAUUCAAAAUCCACCUCAGUUGAUGAUUCUGCUCAAGAAAUCAAAAUUAAUCAGAUAUAUUCCAAAGAUGGUAAUUGUCACCAUAGCAUCAGAAGUGGAAAUCUGAACGAAAAUGUUACUGAAUCACUUCAUGACAAUCUUUCACUGACAACACCACCAAAUGGCAGAAAGUUGAAGAAAAGAAGGGGAUUUUUUAGAAGAUUAUUUUUUUGCUGUUUCAAGAGUAAUGAAACAAGCGACUAAAAAUUCAUAGAUGAACAAUAUUAUAUAUAUAUAUUCUUGUAAAUAGUGAGUAAAUCAAAUAUAAUAAAAGUUUUUACGUAAGAUUGUAAAU
Messenger RNA from Xenia sp. Carnegie-2017, 3176 nucleotides. RefSeq lists its product as uncharacterized. Bases 662 to 3085 code for a protein of 807 amino acids. The transcript is spliced from 4 exons. NCBI's taxonomy places the organism in Eukaryota, Metazoa, Cnidaria, Anthozoa, Malacalcyonacea, Xeniidae. The record is from RefSeq and is a predicted model, not a curated record.